Messenger RNA from Mauremys mutica (yellowpond turtle), 2656 nucleotides. Its product is annotated as regulator of G-protein signaling 19-like. The record is from RefSeq and is a predicted model, not a curated record. The transcript has 5 exons. Lineage: Eukaryota; Metazoa; Chordata; Testudines; Geoemydidae. Bases 430 to 1386 code for a protein of 318 amino acids.
AUAGCUAGCUAGCUGUGUGUGCACCACAAGGAUACUCAGCCAUGUGUGUAUGAAGAUAGAUAGCUAGAUGUGUGUGCACAGAGAUAGCUAGCCGUCUGUGCCUGAGGAUAGCUAGCUAGCUGUGUGUGCACCACAAGGAUACCCAGCCGUGUGUGUAUGAAGAUAGCUAGCUAGCUGUGUGUGCACCACAAGGAUACCCAGCCGUGUGUGCAUGAAGAUAGCUAGCUAGAUGUGUGUGCACAGGGAUAGCUAGCCGUGUGUGCAUGAAGAUAGCUAGCUAGCUGUGUGCACCUGGGAAUGGAUAGAGAGAGUUUUGUGUGGAUUGGGAUAGGUGGGUGUGCAUGAGGCUAGCUACUUAACUGUGUGCACCGGGGAGGGCUAGCGAGCCAGCACAGCAUAUGACUAAGUACAUGGGGACCACAGCAGCCUAUGACCAGCUGUCAGGGUACAUGGGGACCUCAGCAGAGAGACCGCCAGGCUGCUAGCGGAAGGCAACCAGGCCAAUCACAUCAAUCGCUGCGGCCCUGCUCCCUGUCUGGGCGCAGGGGGUUGUGCUGGGGGUGUGCAGAAGCCCCCUGCCCCCUAUUCCGGGCAGCCAGCGGGGCUCUGCGGGCUGCCGCCUCGGUGAGCGGGGUUAGGCCGCCCCCUGCCGGCCCGAGCAGGGAAGGAGCCCCGGGCCCCCGCCGCACUCCGGCCCCAGGAGCUCUCCGCAGGCAGCCCCAGCAAACAGGCGCCUCCCCUGCACGGGCUCAGGGAAUGGAGUCCAGCCCGUCGGAAAAAGGCAGGCGGCGCUCCGAGACCUGGCACCCGCGGUGCUGCUGCUGCGGCCCCAAACCCUGCUGCUUCUGCUGGCGCUGCUGCAGCAGGUGCUCAAGGAGUCGGACGGUGAGAAGGAGACGAAGAGACGGGUUCGGGCACAAGACAUCCAGUGUCUCCCAGCUGGAGAUCCCCCCGGCCCACGAGGAAAGGCUCACGCUGGAAGAAGCGUCCUCCUGGAAGCGCUCAUUUGAUUGUGUAUUGGCGAGCCCGGCUGGCCGGAGCGUCUUCGUGGAGUUCCUGCGGACAGAGCACAGUGACGAGAACAUGGCCUUCUGGCUGGCCUGCGAGGAGCUCAAGAGGGAGCAGAGCCAGGAGCAGGUCUGCGAGAAAGCCAAGAAGAUCUACCUGGAUUACAUCUCCAUCCUGUCCCCAAAGGAGGUCAGCAUCGAUGCUACCGUGCGCGAGUCAAUCAACAGGUCCCUGGCGAGGCCCAGCGCGCACAUAUUCAACGAGGCCCAGGCACAAGUCUAUGCCCUCAUGCACCGAGACUCCUACCCCAGGUUCCUGAGCUCACCACUGUACAGGUCGCUGGAGCAGAGACUGUCCGCCCUGGCUUGUGACACGUAGCAAAGCCCCUCGCACGCACACGCAUUUCACGAUACUGCCAGCUCCUUCGGCUUCCUGCCAGCUCGUCAAGGCACCGGGGUAGACGGGACAGAGCCUCAGUUCUCUCUUUCUCCGUGGGUGAAGCCACUGGUGUUUUGAUCGCGACACUGAUCUAGAACUUAUUCUAGUCUGUCUGAACCAAACAAGAUGCAACUCAUGCUGGGUUUUGGGAGGAUUUCACUAGGCCUGUAGAGAUGGGAGAGCCCAGGGGUCCUAGAAUUCAGAGCCUUUCAAAGCAUUGCUUGUCCUAGAACUUGGGUGGUAUCUAAGCUGGCGUGGUUCUAGAGCACAGGUGGUAUGUGUGGCCUGGACCAUGGUUCUAGAAUGUGGGUGGUCACAAGCUGGAGUGGGAUCUAGAGUGUGGCUUGUGUCUGAUCAAGGGGUUCUACUACAUGACUUGUACAUGAGUCUGGGCUUCUAGAACAAAGACCACAUCUGAUCUGUGAUGGGGUCUAGAAUAUGGAGCCUUCUAGAACUGUGGGGGCUUUUAGGAUCGUGAAUCUUCUAGAGCUUGAAGCUCUGUGUUUUUGUUUUAGGGACAAGAAAAAUUCUCCACCCAAAAUUAAUUGUAUUUCAGAACUUCUAAGAGUUUCAUAAGCAGUUUUCCCACUUCUCCAAGCCGAGUCAACACGGCUCAGCUAGUCACUUAGUACUGGAGCAGGUUCCAGCUAGCCAGCACAUUUAAAAUCUGGCCAAGUAGCUCACAGGCCCAGCUCUAGGUGGUCACUAGAGAAGAGACUAACAUUAUUCUAUUUAUCAGUUGGGGCUGCCAACAUAUAUUUUGUCCAAUGAAUGCAAAAAAAAAAAUCCGCAGGGGAUUAAUUAAAAAACAUUACUGGGCAAUGACUUGGCUGGUACAUACCAGACAUUACUAGCCACUUGCUAGUCUUCAGGGCCACAUAUGAAAAGGUGGCUACUUGUUUUGGGUGCCUGCCUUUAGCCACCUUGGCCAUGACUUUCAGAGGCAGCGAGCCCCCAUAAUUCUAAUGGGAGUUACAUGCACCCAGAAAAGCGUCUCAGAGGCAUCUUGCGUUAGGUGCCCCAAAAUAAAGCUGCCCCGUCCAAAAAAUCCUGUCUCAAAACGUUGGCUAUUUUAACAGCUCCUCUCAUUGGCGCCGCAAGAUCAGCAAAGGUAUCACUUGUGUUUUAUGAUUUGUGGCCAGUCCUAUCUACCUCAUUCUAAGAGACUGCAACUUCUAAAUGCCCAGGCCCUUGUUAGCGGACAGGACAG